Molecule: messenger RNA, 2284 nt
Organism: Seriola aureovittata
Lineage: Eukaryota; Metazoa; Chordata; Actinopteri; Carangiformes; Carangidae
Product: protein-lysine 6-oxidase-like
Exons: 7
Coding region: 115-1275 (386 amino acids)
Biological process (GO): peptidyl-lysine oxidation
Molecular function (GO): copper ion binding; protein-lysine 6-oxidase activity
Source: RefSeq, a predicted model, not a curated record
AGCUGAGCUCAGACACUUGACAGAACUUCUUCAGAUCACCAGUUGUGUUUGUGAAGAAGAAGAAGAAGAAGAAGAAGAGGAUCGUUCUUCUUCGUGUCAGUUAUUUAUUCAAAGAUGAAGGAACUCUCCUCUGAGGCCUUGUUUCUCUCUUUUGCACAUUUAUGUUUCCUUUGUAGUUUUCUGGAUGAAGCUCGCGCUCAGGAGGCGGCUGCUGACGGUGACGGUGAUGCGCUCCGGCGGGGGUUGACAUGGCAACAUAACGGGCAGGUUUUCAGCAUCCUGAGCCGCGGCGCCCAGUACCGGCCGUCCAGCAGGAGGCAAACCGGGUCACCGAGCCGCGGGAACCCCGUGGUCGUCGUCAACAGCGGUAAUGACACGGUUCCCGCCGCGUCCCGCAGCUCCCCGCGCGUCCCGGCAGCCAGCAGCACCGCGCAAUUACGCGCCAUGACGCGUCAGCGGCAGCAGCCGCAGCCGACGCCCGGCGGCGACGGGGACUCUGCCCCGGUGAGGCGGGAGGACAUGAUGGUCGGAGACGAUCCGUACAACCCGUACAAGUCCUCCAACUACUAUCCGUAUUAUAACCACUACAACUCCUACUACAGACCCAGAGCCAGGACCCAGCCCCGGCACGGGUACGGCACCAGCUACCACCAGAACGGUCUCCCUGAUCUGGUUCCUGACCCGUACUACAUCCAGAUCGCCACCUACGUCCAGAGGCUGCCCAUGUACAACCUGCGCUGUGCUGCAGAGGAGAACUGCCUCGCCUCUUCCUCUGCUCAUUCUCAGGAUUAUGACACCAGGGUUCUGCUGAGGUUCCCUCAGAGGGUGAAGAACCAGGGAACGGCCGACUUCCUGCCCAGCAAACCCCGAUACGCCUGGGAGUGGCACAGCUGUCACAAUCACUUCCACAGCAUGGACGAGUUCAGCCUGUACGAGUUGCUGGACGCCCGGACCCAGAGCCAGGUCGCCGAGGGUCACAAGGCCAGCUUCUGUCUGGAGGACACUUCCUGUGACCCGGGAUACUACCGCCGCUUCGCCUGCACCUCACACACUCAGGGUUUGAGUCCUGGUUGCUAUGACACCUACAACGCCGACAUUGACUGUCAGUGGAUCGACAUCACCGACGUCUCACCUGGAAAAUACAUCCUCAAGGUGACGGUGAACCCCAGGCAGCAGGUCCCAGAGUCCAACUUCAACAACAACGUAGUCCGCUGUGACGUCCAGUACACCGGCACCGCCGCGCACGUCUCCGGCUGCACCAUGACAUCCUACUGAGCCUGAGGAUGAACAGACGGGUGGAGACAGGUGGAGACGGGUGGAGCUACAGAGGAGUGAAUAUUAAAGUCACAGUUUGUUAAACAUGUGACUCUAAUAAUUCAAUUAUAACCAGAUUAAAGCAAAGAGUCAUUAUUAAAACUCAUAAAAACACAUGAAUUAAUGAAGCUGAAUUACUCACAGACGUUUUUGAUAUUAAUAUUUUACACGUGGUCAGUUUAAAAUGGAUGAAGGGGGGGGUUAAAUAAAAUAAAUAAAUAAAUAAAAAUAUUUCCAGGUCUGUGCUUCUGUGCAGCUCUGGCUCUUUAUGUGAGAACUGUAUUUACACAUUUAUCUGUUACCUGCAGUUACUGGUUCGUUAGUUGUUUUUUUACUUUGCAGAUUUAGUUUUUAUUUCUAACAUGAUAUUUACUCUCAUUUUGACUGAGUCUGUUCGAUGCUUUAAGUAAAUACACACGUUUUUUAUGACAUUGCUACAGAUCGAGACGCCAAGAUAUCACUUAUUAUUUCAGAAUAUGGAGACGCAUCUUGAGCAACAGCUGACGGCUUCAACUCGAUCACACAAUAAUCAUUUUUAGAUUGCGAAUAGGAACUUACAUGCAUGUCUUUUCUCUACUCUCAUUUUUGUUGUUGUUAAUUUAAAGUUUCAGGAGUUUUAGGUCAUUUCCAGUGAAAAGUGACACUCAGCAGUUUGUGUUUUAAACUUUCACUUCGCUCGGUGCUGCAGAGUCGAUCUGUGAGUUCUGGUGCUAAAUGUUUUCAAACCAAAAAUAAUGAAACUGAGCUGCUGGUUAAAAUCCUGUAACAGGUAUCAGACCUUCAAACUAAUGUGUGUGUGUGUGUGUGUGUGUGUGUGUUGGUGGACGCUGUAUAGAGUGUGUGUGUGUGUGCUCAUGCUGUAACUACACACACCUGCAGAGCUGUGUAUAUAGACGAGCUCAUGUCUCAUGUUAUCAACCUGCAUUACUGCUUCAUAUCACAUUAAUAAAGUUUGCUUGAACGUGAACAA